This is a messenger RNA of Talaromyces stipitatus ATCC 10500, 1165 nucleotides long. Its product is annotated as cinnamoyl-CoA reductase, putative. NCBI's taxonomy places the organism in Eukaryota, Fungi, Ascomycota, Eurotiomycetes, Eurotiales, Trichocomaceae. The record is from RefSeq and is a predicted model, not a curated record. Bases 1 to 993 code for a protein of 330 amino acids. The transcript is spliced from 4 exons. Gene Ontology annotation, molecular function: oxidoreductase activity, acting on the CH-OH group of donors, NAD or NADP as acceptor.
AUGGCUACAGUUUUAGUGACCGGCGCUUCCGGCUUUAUCGCCGCACACGUCGUGGCAGCUUUCCUCCGCAAUGGAUACAACGUUCGAGGAACAGUUCGUUCCGAGAAAUCUGCUGCAGAAGUGCGCCAAACGCAUGCUGACUAUGCCAGUCAAUUGAGUAUAUCCAUAGUGCCAGAUAUAGCAGCUCCCCAUGCGUUCGACGAAGCCGUCAAGGGGGUCAAUGGGAUUAUCCAUACAGCAUCACCCUUUGUUCUGAAUGCUAAUGACUACGAAAAGGAGCUUUUCCAGCCUGCUAUCCAAGGAACAACGUCGAUUCUGAAAGCGGCCCAGGAACACAACCCGGAUGUCCGCCGAGUUGUAAUCACGGGAUCUUUUGCGUCUGUCCUCGAUCCAUCCAAGGGUCUGCGACCUGGUUACGUUUAUACUGAGGCCGAUUGGAAUCCCGUAACGGUUGAGGAAGCAGGGACAAAUGGCAGCAUUGCAUACCUUGCAUCGAAGACUUUUGCGGAGCAAGCAGCAUGGAAAUAUGUCAAGGAUAAUAAGCCAAAUUUCAGUGUGACCACCCUGUUACCCCCCAUGGUCUUCGGACCUGUCGUACAUCACGUGAAGGACGUGGACUCCCUAAACACAUCUUCUGCCGACAUCUAUCGCCUUAUCAACGGUUCCGAGACUGAAGUCCCCGUAAAUGCUUUCUGGGCUUUCGUUGAUGUCCGCGACGUGGCUGCAGCUCACGUCCUAGCCUUUGAAAAGCCUGAGGCAGCCGGUCAGCGAUAUUUACUUUACACUUCACCAUAUAGCUACCAGCAGUUCUGUGAUAUUAUCCGGGAGAAGUUUCCUCAACUUCGGGAAACGACACCGAUGGGUACUCCUGGAGCUCCUAUACCACCGGUUUACACAUUGGACACGUCGAAGGCCGUUCAACAGCUUGGAAUGAAAUUUAGGCCUCUUGAGGAGACUAUAGUUGACACGGUUGAGAGUUUUCUCAAGAUAUGAUUGAAUAUGGAUGGGGCUUUUUCCCCCUCCUCUUUUUACUCUUUUGUUAGAUAACCCGGAUAUCCGGCGAGGCAGAAGCCUUGAACCUUCAAGGUUUACCCCUCAUGAUAGUGUCAGAAAGAUCGUCUUGUUCUGUUGAAGAUCUACUCCACGUUAGGGCAAUACUUGGGCA